Molecule: messenger RNA, 985 nt
Organism: Python bivittatus (Burmese python)
Lineage: Eukaryota; Metazoa; Chordata; Lepidosauria; Squamata; Pythonidae
Gene: BUD31
Product: BUD31 spliceosome associated protein
Biological process (GO): mRNA splicing, via spliceosome
Cellular component (GO): spliceosomal complex; nucleus
Source: RefSeq, a predicted model, not a curated record
UGUCUAUUUCAUUGCCUGACGGAAAACGGAGCGACCUUGGGGGGAAACGGAGAGCCCCUCGCAGCCCUGGCCACGCCGAAGAGGCGGACGGGUCGCUCGAGGGUUUCUUCUGAAGGCGGGUCGCCUGAACUCUGGCGCAACGCCAAACAGGCAAGGUUCUCGGACGGUCGGACGACUAGGAAAAGCCCCCCGGGAAGCGUCGGCGGUGGGAAGGAGGGCCUCGGCUGCUGGUGACGUCACUGCGGGGCGACGAGAGCCCCGAAGAGACGGAAGAGCGCCGUGCAGGAGGAAAGCAGCGCCCUGAGAGCAUUCUUUUUCCUUUUCGAAGAGAUGCCCAAGGUGAAGAGGAGCAGAAAACCUCCUCCAGAUGGCUGGGAAUUGAUUGAACCAACCUUAGAUGAACUGGAUCAAAAAAUGAGAGAAGCUGAGACCGAACCACAUGAAGGGAAAAGGAAAGUGGAAUCUCUUUGGCCCAUCUUCAGAAUUCAUCAUCAGAAAACACGCUAUAUUUUUGAUCUCUUCUAUAAAAGGAAAGCCAUUAGUAGAGAGUUGUACGAAUAUUGUAUCAAAGAAGGUUACGCGGACAAAAACCUGAUUGCAAAGUGGAAGAAACAAGGGUAUGAAAACCUCUGCUGCUUACGUUGCAUCCAGACCCGCGAUACCAAUUUUGGAACCAACUGCAUCUGUAGGGUGCCCAAAAGUAAACUGGAAGUGGGGAGAAUAAUUGAGUGUACUCACUGUGGUUGUAGAGGCUGUUCUGGAUGAAGCAUUCUUCAAAAGCAACCCCCUUUUCAGAGGUUCUAAGGGACUGUUUACCAUCAAGGACUGCUCAUAAGAACUAUUUUUUCACAACAAGCCUGCCGUAAGAUGAUUCCCUUUGCAUCCCGAAAUAGAAUAACUGAAUGUGUAAACGCAGUAGUGUGUUUUGAUGUCCUGUGUAGUCAUUGUAUUUUAAAAUAAAGUCUUGCCUACUUCUCCCAAAUGA